This is a messenger RNA of Cicer arietinum (chickpea), 1008 nucleotides long. RefSeq names its product binding partner of ACD11 1. NCBI's taxonomy places the organism in Eukaryota, Viridiplantae, Streptophyta, Magnoliopsida, Fabales, Fabaceae. Gene Ontology annotation, molecular function: RNA binding. The record is from RefSeq and is a predicted model, not a curated record.
UAGUCAACCCAGACUCAUGAAUAACUAAAACCCAGGGUGGUUUCUAGUUUCAACGUGUUUUGUAACUUUCUUAGAAACAUAGUCAACACUCAACACUCAACUUUCUUGGAUCUGAAAACUGUUACUGCGUGCAACUGAGAACUAUGAGUUCUGGUGGUGGUUACGCUGUUGAAGUUACCGGUCUCUCAUCUAAAGCCACCGAUAAAGAUGUGUAUGAUUUUUUCGCUUUCUCUGGUGCCAUUCAGCAUGUUGAAAUUAUCAGGUCUGGUGAUUAUGCUUGUACUGCCUAUGUGACCUUCCAAGAUGCAUAUUCUCAAGAAACUGCAUGUUUACUCAGUGGAGCGACUAUUUUAGAUCAGCGUGUAUGCAUAACACGCUGGGGGCAAUAUGAAGAUGAAUUUGAUUUUUGGAACAGGCCCAACUAUAGUCACGAGCAGGAGGGAGCUUCAACUACACAACAUAGCAGUCAAUUUGUUUCCUCUGCAGGAGAAGCAGUUGCUAUGACUCAAGAAGUCGUCAAGACCAUGCUGGCAAAGGGAUACGUUCUUAGUAAAGAUGCAUUAGCUAAGGCUAAAGACUUCGAUGAGUCGCAUCGGGUUUCGGCCACUGCAACAGCCAAGGUUUCAGAAUUGAGCCAGAGAAUCGGCCUCACCAAUAAGAUCUCUGCCGGUUUUGAAGCUGUUAAAUCGGUCGAUCAGAAGUAUAAUGUGACGGAAACAACCAUUGCAGCUGCAUCUGCAACUGGAAGAUCAGUAGCAGCAGCCGCAAACUCUGUGGUGAAUAGUAGCUAUUUUUCGAAGGGAGCCUUGUGGAUGUCGGGCGCCCUAACCCGAGCAGCUCAAGUUGCAUCUGAUUUGGGUACCCGCCAUACCAAUCAGUAAGGCAUUGAAAUUGUUCUACUCUUAUAUUUCUUGUAUAUAUUUCUGCCUCUGUUAUAUAACUUCUUUAACUUUUACAGUACCUAGUACAUAAUACAGGCUUGAAUAAAUUUUUAGUUUCUACCUUAUA